This is a messenger RNA of Sabethes cyaneus, 1224 nucleotides long. RefSeq lists its product as uncharacterized. Gene Ontology annotation, biological process: DNA integration. Gene Ontology annotation, molecular function: nucleic acid binding. The transcript has a single exon. The record is from RefSeq and is a predicted model, not a curated record. The coding region runs from base 1 to 1224 and encodes 407 amino acids. NCBI's taxonomy places the organism in Eukaryota, Metazoa, Arthropoda, Insecta, Diptera, Culicidae.
AUGCUAUCCCGAUACUACUCGAAUCUCACAAUUCUACUACGCAUCAUAGCGCGUAUGCUACGAUUUCCACAUCGAGAGCAGAGAGUAACCGAUCGUCUAACACCACAAGAGAUCAAGAGCGCCAUGCAAGUCUACAUACGCCACGUACAGAGCCAGCAUUACCAGAAGGAAAUCAAUCAGCUAGAACGCAAUGGAGAGGUAAAUCUCAGCAGCUCACUUCGCCAGCUAAAACCAUAUCUGGACGAUCAGCAUCUCCUCAGGGUGGGCGGUAGGCUGCAGCUCUCAGAGCUCAGCUACGGUACGAAACAUCCAAUCUUGCUGCCGCGCAACUCACUUCUCACCGCACUCAUUCUCCAUCACGAGCAUCACGAGCAGCUUCACUGUGGUCCGCAAUCAUUGCUGACUGCUGUACGACGACGUUUUUGGAUUGUUGGAGGAACGAGUGCUGCCCGCAAGACUUGUCGAGCCUGCGUCGAAUGUGUACAUGCGAAGCCAGCACCCUUGCAUCAACUAAUGGGACAGAUACCUAGCGAUCGCCUGACACCGAAUUCCCCCUUCUCCAUUACCGGCAUCGAUUAUGCCGGGCCAAUCAAUAUCAUUAGUCGCCGUACACGGGGCGCUACAUCUAGCAAAGGCUACAUCGCACUGUUCGUGUGCUUUUGCAUCCGCGCAGUGCAUCUUAAAGCAGUUUCGGAUCUCAGCACAUCCGCAUUCAUCGCUGCUUCCACACGCUUUAGCAGCCGAUAUGGAUUGCCAAGCAGACUCUGCUCGGACAACGCUACCAACCUUCGGGGAGCUGCCCGAAAAUUCCGUGAGCUGUACCAACACAUCAACGAAGCCGAGCAAGACGAUAAGGUGGUAGACUUCUUCUCAAACAAAGGAAUUGAGUGGAAGUUCAUUCCUGCACGAUCGCCGCACCACGGUGGCCUCUGGGAGGCAGGAAUAAGGGUGACGAAGGGGUUCCUGAGCAAAAUCGGUGGCGAUGCUCGUUUCACUUUCGAAGAGUUGAGUACCGUACUCGCUCAAGUGUCGGCCUGUAUGAACUCCCGGCCAAUCUCUCCACUCUCCAGUGACCCGAGCGAUCCUCAACCUCUCACAGCGGCCCAUUUUCUCGUCGGUCGCCCGCUUCGUGCCGUGCCCGAGAUCAAUCAGUUGGAACGUAACAUCGGAUCCCUAACCAGAUGGGAACACGUAGGGGAAUUGUGUAUAACGUGCCCCCCCUGA